Fopius arisanus is the source of this 2341-nucleotide messenger RNA. RefSeq names its product Excitatory amino acid transporter 1 (gene Eaat1). Gene Ontology annotation, biological process: L-glutamate transmembrane transport. The coding region runs from base 206 to 1651 and encodes 481 amino acids. Gene Ontology annotation, molecular function: glutamate:sodium symporter activity; L-glutamate transmembrane transporter activity; neutral L-amino acid transmembrane transporter activity. NCBI's taxonomy places the organism in Eukaryota, Metazoa, Arthropoda, Insecta, Hymenoptera, Braconidae. The transcript has 9 exons. The record is from RefSeq and is a predicted model, not a curated record. Gene Ontology annotation, cellular component: plasma membrane.
AAUUUAACCAUUUGAGUGCAGUUGACGGUAUUGUUCAUGUGUCCGGUGUUCAGUUUCUUGGAAAUCAUGGAAAUUAAAUGAAAAAAUCUCCGACCGUUAGUACACUGGGAAAAAAUUAUUUCAGAUUAAAAUUCGGCUUCAAAUUCCAUCAAGAAACGCGAAGUAAUUUGCGGAAAUUGGAAAAUAUGAAAUAUUAUCAAAAUUAAUGCAGCCGGAAAAAAUGGCGAAAUUGGGAAAGAGAUGGAAGAGUUGUCUGUCAGCAAAUGCACUGACCCUACUGACAGUUCUUGGUGUACUUGGAGGUGUUGCCCUGGGGUUCAUCUUGAAAGCCUCGAAGGAUUCGUGGUCAAAACGUGAGAUCAUGUACAUUAAUUUCCUUGGCGAUCUUUUCCUUCGAAUGUUAAAAGGUCUCAUUUUGCCGCUCAUCGUUGCCAGCAUUGUCAGUGCCAUUGGCAGUCUCGAUCUCACAUUAUCUGGUAAAAUCGGUAUGAGAUCUGUUUAUUAUUAUGCCACAACAACUAUUUGUGCUGUGAUACUCGGAAUUAUUUUGGUUUCAUCGAUACAACCUGGGCAUAUUGGUGACAAGAACCUUUUUAAAACUAAUGAAGAUCUUACUCCACCAAGAGACGUCACUACUACCGACACUCUUCUAGAUUUAGUCAGAAAUAUCUUCCCGCCCAAUCUGGUGCAAGCCUGCAUUAAACAAUACAGAACGACCCUCACUAAACCAGACAAUGCUACGGAGAGUGAAGCGAAUGAUAUUUUGCAAUGGAAAAUCGGACACGUAUACGGCGAUGGUACCAACACCCUUGGACUCGUUAUUUUCGGGAUUAUUCUGGGUAUUGCCCUUGGAAAAAUGGGCGAAUCGGGACAACCACUUCGCGACUUUUUCACUGCACUUUCUGAAGCCAUGAUGAUCAUCACCAACUGGGUUAUCUGGGUGUCGCCCAUCGGUGUUACUUUCCUCGUUGCCUCGAAAAUUUUGGAAAUCGAUGAUCUUGGGGCUGUGGUCGGAACCCUGGGACUGUACUUCAUGACUGUUCUCCUGGGGCUCUUCAUCCACGGCUUCGGCACACUGUCCUUAAUUUUCUUCGUAUGCACACGACAGCUACCGUUUAAAGCACUGGCUAAAAUGAGUCACGUCAUGGUUACCGCCUUCGGAACCGCGUCAAGUUCUGCAACUCUACCGAUUACUCUACAGUGUUUGGACAAUAUGGGGGUGGAUUCCAGAAUAUCGAAAUUCGUGGUGCCAAUCGGAGCUACAAUCAACAUGGAUGGCACUGCACUUUACGAGGCCGUGGCUGCCCUGUUCAUCGCUCAAGUCAGAAAUGUGGAGAUGUCGUGGAGCAAAAUCAUCGGUGUGAGUAUCACAGCAACAGCAGCUAGUAUCGGUGCAGCUGGAAUUCCUCAGGCUGGAUUGGUGACCAUGGUGAUGGUGUUGGACACUGUUGGACUCCCCGCCGAGGAUGUCACCCUAAUUGUAGCAGUCGAUUGGCUUUUGGAUCGAUUCAGAACGACAAUCAAUGUUGUCUGCGAUGCACUAGCAGCGGUAAUUAUUGAAAAAAUGAGUAUGGAGGAGCUGCGACGAAUGGAUGCACCAAAGAGCGAAGAAAUCGUGGAGCUCACACACUUGAACAAAGCUGAGGCAUGAGCAUUAAUUUUUUGCCUUAAUGAGAAUGCGACCAAGUACUGCCCAUCAAUUGAUACUUAUCGCAAUUAUCGUGUGAUUACACUUUAACAAUACUCAAAGGGCUUGCCAUAUAUUUUUUAUUAUUAUGACGAAGCAUUUGUAGAAAUGCAUGACGUGUUGUUGUUCUCAUAUCUAAUUAUUCUGUCGAUGGCUGAAGUACUCAAUCCUUAUGAACAAUUUAGAUUGUUACGGCGAGCGAUGCGGUAAUAAUUCUCUCUUGUUUUCAUAAAAUAAUGGAGAAACCGGCGAAAACAAUUGAUUUGUGGGUAAGUUAGUGGGUGAAUGACAGUGACACUGAAGGUCAUGGACACUGAUAAGAGAUUUGACAUUUCGAUGGAAAAGCAUUUGAAUAUCCAAUGCUCGAUUGUAGCCAAAGUUUUAGCGCAGAUAAAUUUCGUUGAGUUCUAUUCAUCACGCUUCACUGAUCUGUUAUCCGUUUUUGUCGAUGGUAUAAAUCAAACUUCCAGUCCAACCAAUGGUGUCUACUAUGCGAAUAAGUCAAUUGUUCCUAGAAUUUAAUGGUGUUGAUAAUUAAUGUCCGUCUAUUUUAUUGGCGUUAGACUUAUGCUGACAGAAUAUUUUCACAAGUGUUCAGCAUUCGUGAAGUCGUGUAAUUUUAUAAUAAAAGUUUUAUAAAACUGUCGAUAAAAA